Messenger RNA from Rhineura floridana, 1586 nucleotides. RefSeq names its product zinc finger CCHC-type containing 17 (gene ZCCHC17). The record is from RefSeq and is a predicted model, not a curated record. The transcript is spliced from 8 exons. Gene Ontology annotation, biological process: RNA stabilization. Gene Ontology annotation, molecular function: zinc ion binding; RNA binding. Lineage: Eukaryota; Metazoa; Chordata; Lepidosauria; Squamata; Rhineuridae. Bases 221 to 931 code for a protein of 236 amino acids.
CCUUUAGCACGGAGCUCUCUGGUUGGAGGAGGCUGACGUUCGACCUGGCGUUUAUGCCGUUCGCCGAUUGGUGGAAGUAGAUGCCGGAGGAGAGGCUGUUGUGGGGAUUUUUUCUUUCCGAAGACAGUAGUGAAAAAGAGUUUUGCUACCAAAGGAUAACAGAAAAGCUGGACACCAGAUUUGUGUGAACUUCCCAUAAACUGCAUAAUUUGAAAAGGCAAUGGAAGUACUUCCAGAACUCUAUGACAUUUUCCAAGGAGAGGUUGCUUCUGUGACAGAAUAUGGAGCAUUUAUAAAAAUUCCAGGAACAAGGAAACAAGGCCUUGUGCACAAAAGUCACAUGUCAAACUGCAGGGUGGACCAACCCUCAGAACUGGUGGAUGUUGGUGAAAAAGUGUGGGUGAAACUUAUAGGAAAAGAGAAGAAAGAUGAGAAACUGAAACUGUCUCUUUCCAUGAAGGUUGUUAAUCAAGGAACUGGAAAGGACCUGGACCCCAACAAUGUUGCCCUUGAUCAAGAUGCAAGGAAGAAAGGCUCAUUCAAAGACUACAGCAGCCAGAAAAUCACUCUAGAAGCUGUCUUAAAUACAGUUUGCAAAAAGUGUGGUUGUCCAGGUCAUUUUGCAAAAGAUUGCUUUGUGCAGCCAGGAGGGACCAAGUAUACUCUGAUACCAGAGGAAGAAGAAAUCCUUCCAGGAGAAAAGGAGAAGGCACAUAAAUCUGACGAUCUUGUGAAGAAGAGAAAAAAGGAGAAAAAGAGAAAAAAGAAACACAAGAGCAAAAUCCCUUCUGAACUGGAGGAUUCUGACAGCUGUGAGUCAGAUGGUGGCGGCAUUCAGCCAGCCAGGAAGAAGGCAAAACGGACUGAAAAAUCUAGUACAACCCAGAAGAGAAAGAAGAAAAAGCAUCAUAAGAAGAAGCACAAGGAUUGAGCAGCAGAUCCAAGGCCAUAGGGCCUGCUGAUUCAGCGUGCACCUUCGUGAUGCAGUGUGCACCUUCUAUCCCUCUGGCUUCCUAAAAUUGGAGAAGAAAAUAUCUGAGCUGGUGCAACUUCCAUUCAGACAAAAGAAGAUUCUCUCUUUGAAAAGCAAUGUUGUUUCCUAUGAAUAGUUGACACUUUUCUCUACAAGCAAGGAGCCAGCAGCAGUUGGGGUGUUCCGUGCCACAGAUGCUGCACUCAUGCAUGCGAAACCCUUCUCCUUCUAUAGUUCCAUUUCUUCUGCGCCUGGUGCCAGGCAGUUCGUUUGGAACAACCCUGAGUCAUCUCCGCGAAACACGCAUUGUUUCGGCAACCGGUGCAGUUUCCUUAGACAGAAUGGCAGCUGUGUGUUGAUUCAGCAUCUUGCCAGUCAUUCUCUGCUUGCCAGCAGAAGGAGCAGUAGACACAUCUUCUUAGCUGAUAUGGGCUGAUGUGUUCUGCACCAAUCACUCUGCUGCAUUUUUUUGUCCCAUUUGUCGAGAGGGAAAAAGUCAUUAACUGAAUAGCACUUUAGGCUGCAAAAGCACAAAUCAGAACCUGAAAAUGAGCUUUGUGGUUGUAUUGUUAACCACUUCUUAAACUAUGAAAUAAAGCUUCCCCCCCCCAUG